AUGGCGAAGAGCGAGAGUGAGCAGACAGCUGCGGAGACAGCAGGCCCGGAAGAUGCCCUCCAACAAGUUCUUCCAAAAUACGACCGGCCAUGGUGGCAGGUUCGCCAUCUCCUUCUUCUGAAUUUCUGCCUCAUCAUCCCUCUGCUGGGAAACUCCACCAAUGGUUAUGACGGCUCUUUACUCAACGGCCUUCAGUCCUUGCCCCAAUGGAGGAACUACUUCCACAGCCCAACUGGCCCUCACUUGGGUGCUCUGUCUAACGCCUAUGUCUUUGGAAAUAUUGCCACGUUCAUCGUUGCCUCAUGGUUCAGCGACAAAUACGGACGAUUAUGGGGUAUCCGACUCGGCAGUUUCAUCGUAUGCGUUGGUGCUGCCCUUCAAGCUGCCAGUCAGAACUACGCCAUGUUCUUUGUCGCCCGAUUCAUUAUUGGUGUCGGAGGUAUGCUUGUCAUUGUAGCAAGUCCUUGCCUGGUCUCUGAACUGGCAUAUCCCAGCCACCGAGGCGUUAUCACUGCAAUCUUUGGCCCGUCUUGGUACGCCGGAGCUACCAUUGCAGCUUGGGUCACAUACGGAACUAAUUACAUGGGUGUGACGGAUGAAUGGGCAUGGAGAUUGCCAUCCUUACUCCAGGCAUUGCUACCACUGGUUCAGCUCUGUGGCUCGUUCUUCAUCCCAGAAAGCCCCAGAUACCUUGUGGAUGUGGGUAUGGAAGACAAGGCAAGAGAAAUUCUCGUCAAAUACCAUGCUGGAAACGACGCCGCCAACAUGCCGCUGGUAGAGCUCGAGCUGAGCGAGAUCAAAAUUGCAAUCUCCCACGACAAGAAUAGCCAGGAAGUCAGCUGGGGCGCCUUUCUGCGAACAAAGGCCAACCGUCAUCGUCUAUUUGUUGUCGUCUGGCUCGCCAUUACUCAACAACUUUGCGGCAACGGCUUGGUAUCGUACUACCUCAACUUGAUUCUCAACUCGAUCGGAAUCACUUCAGCGCGAGAGCAGUUGGUUAUCAAUGGCGGCCUCAUGGUCUACAAUCUGGGUACUGCCAUCAUCAGCGGCUUCAUCGUCGGUCGCAUCAAGCGCCGGCCGACUUUCAUCUUUGGACUCGGCACCAUGCUUGUCAUCUUUGUCAUUUGGACGGUGCUUUCCGCCAUCAACGAGCAGCGACACUUUGAGCAAAAGUCGCUCGGCCAGGGAGUGCUGGCCAUGAUUUUCCUCUUCUACGCCACCUACAACGUGUGCAUGAACGCCCUCCCGAACUUGUACAUUUCAGAGAUUAUGCCGUACUAUCUUCGUACCAAGGGAACGACGACUUUUAGCAUGGUGAAUGCCCUUACCAACGUCUACAACGGAUUUGUCAACCCGGUUGCCAUGGAGGCUAUUAGCUGGAGAUAUUACAUUGUGUUUUGUGGCCUUCUUCUUAUAGAGCUGAUAGGAGUUGCGUUGACCUUUCCCGAAACCCAUGGGUACACUCUUGAGGAGGCAUCGGAAGCGUUUGGAGAUGGUGUGCUCGUCCAUGGAACGGCGGCGAAGACUAUCGAGGCGGAAAGCCAGCAUGUUGACGUUGCAUAA
Trichoderma aggressivum f. europaeum is the source of this 1563-nucleotide messenger RNA. RefSeq lists its product as uncharacterized. Bases 1 to 1563 code for a protein of 520 amino acids. Gene Ontology annotation, molecular function: carbohydrate:proton symporter activity. Lineage: Eukaryota; Fungi; Ascomycota; Sordariomycetes; Hypocreales; Hypocreaceae. The record is from RefSeq and is a predicted model, not a curated record. Gene Ontology annotation, biological process: transmembrane transport; carbohydrate transport. The transcript has a single exon. Gene Ontology annotation, cellular component: membrane.